Danaus chrysippus (African queen) is the source of this 261-nucleotide messenger RNA. The record is from the annotation of a GenBank genome assembly. Lineage: Eukaryota; Metazoa; Arthropoda; Insecta; Lepidoptera; Nymphalidae.
UUGAACGAUCUUAACAAGUUAGAUGCAGGCGUCAUAAAGAUGUUGAAGUUGUGGCUCGGGCUCGCCCUAACGGCUGAUUCAUCGGCGUUAUUUAGGGGAAGCAAUAGUUUUGGGAUGAGUCUAAAAAGGCCAUCGGAGCUCUAUAAACACCUAAGAGUUUCCAAGAGAUAUAUCCUGGGGAAAUCCCAUGAUGACAUAGUGACAUCGCUCCCAAAAGAUGAAGAUGCCCCCGAAAUGAUAAAUAUAAGAUCCAUGCAAUGA